This is a messenger RNA of Carassius auratus (goldfish), 1757 nucleotides long. Its product is annotated as STARD3 N-terminal-like protein. Gene Ontology annotation, biological process: cholesterol transport. Gene Ontology annotation, cellular component: lysosomal membrane; endoplasmic reticulum-endosome membrane contact site; endoplasmic reticulum membrane. Lineage: Eukaryota; Metazoa; Chordata; Actinopteri; Cypriniformes; Cyprinidae. Gene Ontology annotation, molecular function: cholesterol binding. The coding region runs from base 180 to 863 and encodes 227 amino acids. The record is from RefSeq and is a predicted model, not a curated record. The transcript is spliced from 9 exons.
ACGAGUGUCAUCAGAUGAUGCGGAAUUUUUAGCGAUACAGGUGCAUCUUCACUGCUUUAUCGUUUGACUGUAAUACAAGGCGUACUUUUAUAGGAUUGCACAGCAAGAACUAGGCAUGAGCACAGAGUCUCACUCUCCAGAAGAGUGAGUGUGAAUGGAGUGACACGAGUGGACGAGUCAUGGACAGCCAAUGCAGCAGCAAUGUGGGUUCACGGGCAACUUUAGGGGGUGUGGGCAACAUUAACCCAACACCCAUUUCGUCCCGUAUCGAGUCCUAUGAAGGAGGAGAGAAGAAGUGCAUCUCUGAUGUCCGAAGAACCUUUUGCUUGUUUGUGACCUUUGACCUUUUGUUCGUCACCUUGCUGUGGAUCAUUGAGCUCAAUGUUAAUGGAGGCAUAGAAGUGCAGCUGAAAAAAGAGGUGCUGGACUAUGAUUACCGUAAAUCUUUUUUUGACAUAUUUGUCUUGGCUGUGUUCCGCUUUGCAGCCCUGAUUCUGGCGUAUGCGGUGUGUAAGCUGCGCCAUUGGUGGGCCAUUGCUAUAACUACAGCAAUCACCACUGGUUUCUUAAUAGUGAAAGUGGUUUUAUCAAAGCUUCUGUCACAGGGAGCGUUUGGGUAUUUGUUACCCAUAGUCUCCUUCAUUCUGGCAUGGAUAGAGACGUGGCUGCUGGACUUCAAAGUCCUGCCCCAGGAGGCCAGUGAUGAAAUCAGGUAUCUUUCAGUGCAGAAUGCGCCAGAUCGAGAGCCUCUUUUACACCAAGGACCCGUCCCAGACAGCCAGUUCUACUCUCCUCCUGAGUCCAUGGCAGACUCUGAUGAAGACUUUGAUGAUAAAUAUGAUCUUGAGAAGCCCAUCGUCUAGCAGGAGCUCCGAAUAAACACUGAUAUUCAUAGUUCAACUUCCUCGACCUCGGGCCGUGUGUCUUACUAUGGGUUUUUGUACAUUGGUGACCAGAACUAGACAGUCACUCUGCCUUAAACCAACGCCAUGAACAGUAGUUUGUUUGUUUAUUUGUCUCUUUAUGCCCACUUAGUGCAAUCAAAUAUUAUUUUUAAUUUUUUUUGUGUGUGUGUGUGUGUGUGUGUGUGACUUAAUUUUUAUGCAGAGUUUAUGCAGUACUUGAAUUGAAAAAAUGAAGGAUUUUAAUGUGUAUUUUGAACUUCAGUGUAACUAAACGACUGCUAUCUCACGUUUACGCUCUUAUAUAUGUGUAUUAAUAUUUCCAUUCUUCUGAUCUCACAUACAUCACCGAAGUUGACCUAAAUGUGAAAAGCAGUAUAGUCUCUGGUCUGCACUGACACUCAUCAUUGUAAAGAUUUUCACUGUCUGUUUGCUUUUUAAAAAAAAUGCUUUUUCUACCAGUCUGUGAGUUUUUGGAAUGAACAGAGAGAUGAUAGAGGCUUGAUUUACUUGCAAAAUAAAUUUUUGCGUGAAAUGCAUUUGAAUGAAGAAAUAUAUUACUUGUAAUGAUGCAUGGAAAUGUAAUACGUUUUAAUGUUUGUUUUGGCUCCUCUUCAGUAAGCAUUCUUAAAACAUCUUAAGUAAAAUAAAUCUACUCCCUGUUGAGUUUGCUUUUGCCAUGCUUACUGAAUAAGGGCUUAUGUACCUGGUGCAGGUCUGGGACCUCCGGUUUUCAUUAAUUUAUUUUAAGAAUCUCUACAAUAUGCACCUAUCACAAAGCCUCAGAUAUGCAGGAUGAUGGCAGAUUGUAUUCUUCUUUUGUUGUGCAUUAAAACAAUUACUUUUUUUAUUAAA